AAAAAAUGGUAAAACAGAUAAAUAAAUCUGUAGAUGUUUUCCAAGCUCUUUCAUACACAGCCUGAACUAAUAAGCAUCAAAACGUUUUUGAACAAAGAUGAGGAUUAUUGUGUUCGUGUUGAGUUUGUUUGUAUUCAUUGAGGGAAAACAGUUACCGAAAUUCAUGCAGGAUUUAAGAUGUCCCUUGACGCACGAUUUCAAACCGUGCUUUAUAGAAAAAGGAAAUGCAGCUAUACCUCUUUUGGCCAAAGGAGUUCCCGAGUAUAACAUACCAAAAAUGGAUCCUGCUGAGAUUCACCAUGUCCAAUUGGUUUCAGAUCCAUCCUUGUCUCUGAAUUUGACUGACUUGAAGAUAUAUGGCUUAGAAAAUAUGAAAAUAAUCGAUAUAGAGGUAGAUUUGAAGAGGAGGAUGUUUAGAACAACACUAAGUGGUGAAAAUAUAACCGUCAUUGGAGAAUAUAGUGUGAAUGGAAGGAUAUUAGUUUUACCCAUAAUAGCUAAAGGAUUUUUCUCUACAUAUUUGAAAAAUGGAAUAUACAUAGCUACUAAAAUCGAUUAUAUCGUGGAAAAGAAUGGAGAAAAAUAUUAUAAUCCUGUAUUCGACCCAAUGGAUUAUCAUCUGGAAAAAGUUGUAUUCCAUAUAGAAGAUUUAUUCGGUGACAAUAAAGAACUAGGAGAGGAAGUGAAUAAAUUUCUGAACAAUAACUGGGACAUUCUUAUGAUCGAGUUUGGUCCAGAAAUAGCAAAAAUUAUAUCCAAAAUUAUCACGGACAUUUUCGAUAAUUUGGCUUCUGUUGUUCCUGUGAAAUAUGUAUUCUUAGAUGAUCCUGUAUUCAAAUUUAAAAAAUAAAUUAUUGGAAAUAA
This is a messenger RNA of Coccinella septempunctata (seven-spotted ladybird), 864 nucleotides long. RefSeq names its product protein takeout-like. The transcript is spliced from 6 exons. The coding region runs from base 98 to 850 and encodes 250 amino acids. The record is from RefSeq and is a predicted model, not a curated record. NCBI's taxonomy places the organism in Eukaryota, Metazoa, Arthropoda, Insecta, Coleoptera, Coccinellidae.